AAGAAUAUUGAUGCUACACAUAUGAAUAUUGAUAGUCAAGAUACUAUUGACGCUUACAAUGACUCUAGAAUUAAUGAGGAAAAAGCAUUAAUAGAAAGAUAUGAUAGAGAAUUACAGCAAAAAAAAAAUCAGACAAAUACAGGAUAAAAAAGAAGAGCAAGCCGAAAUGAGACGUACUUUAAGACUUAUGAAAUUCAAUCAUAGGAGAUCGGUAAUAAAUACAACAGAUAUUGUUGAUGAGGAAAUACGAAAAUUAGAAAAGGAGAUUAUUGAAGAAAGAGAAAAGAUUGCGGAUUACGAGUCCUUACUAGAAAACAAUACAUCAAAUGAUCGUUCAGAUACAUUAAAUAUUAGAGAUAUAAGUAUAGGAUUUAAAGCAAGAAUUGAUAAACUAUUAUAUGAUUCGAAUAUUGAUGAGUCACCGAGUACAGAAACAAAAGAAAAACAAGAACAAUCAGCAAGGGAUGUCUACAAAAAAUUAUUAGAUUUUAUUAUACAACACAAUAAUGAUGAUAGCCGUCCAACUGUUGUUAAUCUGGAAAUAUUUAAUGAACUAUUUCCAGAUAAUAAAGAAAUCAAUACGAACUUCUUUAAAGUAAACGAAGAAGCCAAUGUCUUGACAACUAUUUUACUUCAAUUAUACUCGAAUAAUAAUAUGACUUUAAUGGAUUUAACUGAAUUUAUUCAAAAUUAUGCAAAACAGCAUCACUUUUCAGAAGAAGAAGCUGUUCAGUCUAUUUAUAAACUAGUUGGACUUGAUCUUCUCGUUAUCGAUAGAACACAAAAUGACAGUAUUUGUACUUUGAAAUUUAAAUAAAACGUUUCAGAGGACAAAGGAUAGAUAUUCAAGUAAAUCUAAAGCUUUAUUAAGACAGAUGAACCUAUAUGAGAUUUGACUAUUAUUAAAGUGAAAUGUCUACACUGGGAUUUAUCA
Messenger RNA from Cokeromyces recurvatus, 934 nucleotides. RefSeq lists its product as uncharacterized. Bases 101 to 817 code for a protein of 238 amino acids. The transcript is spliced from 6 exons. The record is from RefSeq and is a predicted model, not a curated record. Lineage: Eukaryota; Fungi; Mucoromycota; Mucoromycetes; Mucorales; Mucoraceae.